Molecule: messenger RNA, 616 nt
Organism: Acanthoscelides obtectus
Lineage: Eukaryota; Metazoa; Arthropoda; Insecta; Coleoptera; Chrysomelidae
Source: the annotation of a GenBank genome assembly
AAUAGCUGUUCGACCAAAUACCUUCAACCAAUUUGUAAUGGCAGGCAAGCUAACACAACAGUACAUCGUAGAUGCAUACAGUGUUCAGAGCAAAUUAAAGGAAUUAAUAGAAGAUAUUGAUAAACGACAUAUUAUGGGAGUUUAUGUUGCUUACGUUUACGUAAUAGAAUUUCAGAAAAGAGGACUUCCGCAUGCGCAUAUGUUGAUUUGGUUAGAAGAAUCAGACAAAAUAUUGGACCCUGCAGCAAUCGACCGUUUAAUUUCAGCAGAAUUUCCCGACCCUAUCGCGCAUGCCAACUUGCACGAAUUGGUCAAAGUACAUAUGCUUCAUGGACCUUGUACCAGUGCUCGAUGCUUAGAUGAAGAAGGACAUUGCAGCAAACAAUUCCCGAAAUCUUUGCGUGAAGAUACCUUAUACAAUCCCUCUGGAUAUCCGUUAUAUAAAAGACGGCCAAUAGAAACACCUAUACAUAUAGGUCGAAGAACGGUAGAUAAUAGUUGGGUUGUACCAUAUAACGCUUAUCUACUUGAAAAAUACGAAGCUCACAUUAACGUGGAGGCUUGCUCUUCAAUGAAAAGCGUAAAAUAUUUACUUAAAUAUAUACAAAGGAUUUGA